CUCCCAACAAGGACUAGCUGCCGAUUAAUGAGGGAAUUGUCAGGAGAAGCAGGAAAUAGCGAGGCAUCGAAUCGCUUUGCGCGCGCAAUCGCCAUUGUUGCGUUUCCUGGACUUUCGGGCGGCUUCAAGUUUGCUGCCAAUUCGGACCCGAACCAGUUCGUUUGUGGCGUCAACAAAGUUCGAACAGGCGCCGCGGGAAUAUUCUUCUUUUUGUUUGUUUUUUCUUCAAUGGAAGCAGUUGGUGUUGUUGUUGUUGGGCGUGUGGAGGCGCAGCCCGCCUGGGGUCCGUGCCAUCCGUCUCACCAUGGACCGCCUGCCGAGCAGGCCCGCUAAAGGGGCCCUUCAGUGGCGAUCAAGCCACAGAUGACGCAAGUUUCCUUUGCUUACCAGUACGACAGAAACAACACAGCCUAAAUCGCCCUGACAACAACGAGGCCAUGCAUCCUCUAGUCUGCAUCAGCAGUUUUUGCCUCUUACCGCUGGCCUUGAUGCUGGACCAGGACUCAACGCUGGACUGCGUUCCCCGCAGAUCUGUGCCCUAUCACAGUGAGAGCGCUCUCCUCUUCCUUGAGGAGGGUGUGUCCAACUACACCACCAUGUUGCUGCGAGAGGACCUGGGCCUGCUGCUGCUGGGCGCCAGGGAGGCGGUCUACGCCCUCGACCUCUUCGACAUCUCCAAGAAGCAAGCCUCGGUAAAAUGGGAGGUGACACAACAGCAAAAGGCCGACUGUCAAGGCAAAGGAAAAGAACCCGAGACAGAGUGCAAGAACUACAUCCGGAUUUUGCACAAGAUGGCGGAUGACAGGAUGUACGUGUGUGGCACCAACGCCUUUAAUCCCGAGUGCGGUUACAUGACCUAUGCAGAUGGGAAGCUGACCCUGGAGCCUGGUGAGGAUGGCAAAGGGAAGUGUCCAUUUGAUCCCUUCCAAAGAUACGCCUCCAUCAUGGUUGAUGAUGACUUAUACUCCGCCACUUCUAUGAACUUCCUGGGCUCUGAACCUGUCCUGAUGCGAAGCUCCUCGUCCCCCAUCCGCACUGAGCUCAGAAACUCCUGGCUCAAUGAGCCAACCUUUGUCUCCAUGGCCCACAUGCCAGAGAGCGACCAAAGCGUGGAAGGAGACGACGACAAGGUCUACCUGUUCUUCAGCGAGACGGCCGUGGAGUGCGACUGCUACAAUAAGCUGGUGGUUUCCCGCGUGGCCCGCGUCUGCAAGGGGGAUCUUGGAGGGGAGAGGACCCUGCAGAAGAAGUGGACUUCCUUCCUGAAGGCCAGACUGGAAUGUCCCGUCCUGGACUCUCAGGUCCCGCACGUGAUCCGGGACACGUACCGCUGGUGUGACCCCAACCAACCCUGGAAGGAGUGUUUGUUCUUUGCCGUCUUCACGCCACAGUUCGACACGUCACACCUGUCGGCCGUGUGUGCGUACCGCGUGGCGGACAUCAGCAAGGCGUUUGCCGAGGGCAAGUUCAAGACGCCGGUUGCCGUGGAGACCUUCAUCAAGUGGGUGAUGUACAGCGGAGAUGUCCCCGUGCCUCGGCCUGGAGCUUGCAUAGACCAUGAGGCUCGCCAGGCAGGCAUCACUCAGUCCCUGGACCUCCCAGACCGGACCCUGCAGUUCAUCCAGGACAGACCCCUGAUGGACCAGGCCAUCCAGCCCCUGGAGGACAAACCUCUGCUGCUGAGGAGAGGAUCUGCCUUCACUUGCAUCGUAGUCCAGCAGGUGCAGGCCUCAGACGGACACAAGUACCAUGUGAUGUACAUCGGCACAGAGGAUGGCAUGCUGCUGAAGGCGGUCAACUACGAUGGGGAGAUGUUCAUCAUCGAGCAAGUUCAAAUCUUCCCGGCCGCUCACUCUGUUAAGAUCCUGAGGUUUUCCGACGUGACGGACCAUCUGUACGCAGGCUCGGACUACGCUGCAGUGCAGGUCCCUGUGAUCACCUGUGGGAGAUCCUCCUCCUGUUUGGACUGCGUGCUGGCCCGGGACCCCCACUGUGGUUGGGAUGAUGUCACCGGGAGUUGCAUCGCCCUUUCCAGCACACAAAGAGGACUAAUCCAGAGCGUGAAGGAAGGAGACGCUUCUCUUUGCCCAAAAGCUGCCCCUGUUCCAGUGGUGAAUCGGUCCAUGUCCCCCAGCGAGAACGUGAAGCUUCUCUGCGCCUCGCCGUCCGACCUGGCGACCAGCAGCUGGGAGCGAGACGGCCGCCGCCUGACCUCCUCGCCUCACCUCCAGCUCCUGCCGGACGGGCUCCUCAUCCUCAACGCCACCGAGUCCGACGCAGGCCUCUACCGCUGCGUGUGGGCGGAGCGGUCCAAAGCGGGCGAGUACGCCGUCGCCGUCGUCGAGUACCAGCUGAGCGUGAAAGGCGAUUCCGGACCGGCGCCCGAGGCCCGGCGAGCAGGCGCCUCCAUGGCGGGGUGGCUGACUGCCGUCGGGGUCCUGCUGUUUCUUCUCCUGGCUCUUUUGGCCUGGAACUUUCACAGCGGCCAUCUACCGCCGCCCCGGACGUGCGGCAGGACGAGAGGACGAGAGGACGCGUCACGUGAGCACGCGUCCGCCGACCCGGGCGCUCUGAGGUCCGGGUGGGCGGAGGACAAGAUGCUGGUGCCUGGAAGUCAGAACUUCAGGAGUAACAACAACCACACGGAUGGAAACGGCGGGGAAGAAGAAGAAGACGCCGCCAUAGUCACGCUUUCCUCUUUGCAGUUUAUCGACGACGAGUCCGAAAUCUAGGAAGUUGUGUGGUCAUGUGACCUUUUCAGCUGUGUGGUCAUGUGACCUUUUCAGAGCCAAAAAAAUCAAUUGAUGCUAUUUCCUCUUAGUUUGCUUCGGAUUUCCAUGGAAGUGUCCUCGGUCCUAAAGACCCUCCUGAGGACACCUCACUGUCUCAUGGAACAUUCUAGAGAAAUGUGCUUCUCAAACUCAGGAAAAACUCUCCAAGUACCACCUCAGAAAACACCUGGCUCUCCAAAGUACCACCAUAAUGACAAUACAGUAGUGUAGUAGACCUAAGUAUUCAUUAAG
Nerophis lumbriciformis (worm pipefish) is the source of this 3023-nucleotide messenger RNA. It is a transcript of the gene sema4e, whose product is annotated as semaphorin 4e. Gene Ontology annotation, biological process: axon guidance; neural crest cell migration; positive regulation of cell migration. The record is from RefSeq and is a predicted model, not a curated record. NCBI's taxonomy places the organism in Eukaryota, Metazoa, Chordata, Actinopteri, Syngnathiformes, Syngnathidae. Gene Ontology annotation, molecular function: semaphorin receptor binding; chemorepellent activity. Gene Ontology annotation, cellular component: plasma membrane.